AUGGUGUCUCGUCUCGCCCUGCUGGCUUUGGCCGCCUCGGUUCUUGGGAACCAGAUUGACCCGAGGGGACAUGAGCCGGAGAAUCACCCCGAGCCCGAGCCCGAGCACAACCCGACUUAUACCACGGGACUGACGACUUACACGACCACGACCAUCUGUCCCGUCACCUCGACCGUCAGCUCCGAGGGAACGACUUACUGGAAGACUGAUCUCACCACAUCGACCCUCACCGUCACGGAAUGCCGCGGCUGUGGGGGCGUCGUCACCGUCCCCGGCCCAACCGUGACCGGGGUCACCACCAAGCUGGUCGAGGUCACUUACACGUCGCUCUGCCCCGUGACGGAGACGGUGACCGGACCGGAGCACACGUACCUGACGACGCGGACCGUCACCAGCAACAUUGUCACCCAGGUGCCCACCACCGUCUACCAGAGCGUCCCCGGACCCGAUAAGACGCAGACGGCCACUGAUGUCGAGUACACGACCAUCACGAGCCUGUGCCCGGUGACCAAGGUGACGACCAUUGCCGGACAGGAGCGGACUGUGACGUACACCACCACCAGCCUCAUCAAGACCACUGUUCCCACCACGGUCGAAUCCACGUUCCAGCAGCCCGACCACACGGCCACGGCCAUUGAUGUGCAGUAUACCACCAUCACGAGCCUGUACCCGGUGACCAAGGUGACGACGAUUGCUGGACAUGAGAAGACGGUUACCUACACGAGCACCAGCCUCAUCAAGACGACCGUUCCCACUACCGUUGCGGAGACGGUUAAGGAGUCGGACACCACGGCUACCGCUACGGAUGUUGAAUACUCGACCAUCACGAGCCUGUGUCCCGUCACGCAGACCACCACCAUUCAUGGCACCAAGUAUACAACCACCUUCACUACCACUAGCCUCAUCAAGACGACGGUGCCCAAGACGGUUCAGGAGACGGUCAAGGAGUCGGACACCACGGCCACGGCCACGGAUGUUGAGUACUCGACCAUCACGAGCCUGUGCCCUGUUACGCAGACCACCACCAUCCACGGCACCGAAUACACGACCACGUUCACCACCACCAGUCUCAUCAAGACGACGGUGCCCAAGACGGUUCAGGAGACGGUCAAGGAGUCAGACACUACGGCCACGGCUACCGACGUCGAAUACUCGACCAUUACCAGCGUCUGCCCCGUGACUGAGACCACCACCAUCCACGGCACCGAGUAUACGACCACGUAUACCACGACGAAGCUGAUUGAGACCAAGGUGCCCAAGACGGUCCAGGAGACGGUCAAGGAGUCGGACACUACGGUCACGGCCACCGACGUUACGGAGGCGACCAUCACCAAGGUCUACCCCGUUACUCAGGUCACGACGAUCAAUGGCGAGGUCCAUACCAAGACGUACAAGACGACCAAGCUGAUCAAGACGGCGGUGCCAACGACGAUUGAGCAGACGGUCAAGAAGCCCGAUACCACGGCGACGGCUGUCGAAGUCGAGACGUCAACCCUCACCAAGAUCUAUCCCGUCACGCAAGUCACGACCAUCGGUGGCGAGGUCCACACCACGACUUACAAGAAGACCAAGCUCAUCGAGACAGAGGUGCCCGUGACGGUGCAGCAGACGGUGCACAAGCCCGGCGAGACGGCGACGGCCAUCGACGUCGAGUACCAGACGGUGACCAAGGUCAACGCCGUGACCCAGGUCGUGACUGUGGGCGGCGAGAAGCAGACGGUCAAGUACACGACGACCAAGGUCGUCAAGGUGCACCAGGCCAACACGGUGUACACGACCGUGACCAAGCCCGGGUGGGUCGAGACGCAGACCGAGGUCGAGUACGUGACCAAGCAUGAGGGCUACGCCGUGACGGAGACGGUCGUGGUGCCAGGCGCCGAGUCGACGCAGGUCGUCCACGUCACCAGCAAGGUGGUCGAGGGCGGCGAGUCGACGGUGACGGAGUCUGUCAAGGCGCCGAGCUCUGCGCCGUCGCCGCCGGCUGUCGAGUCGACCUCUGUCUCGCCCAGCGUGCCUACCGCCGCGGCGCAGAGCAACAGUGUCCCCGUUGUCGCCCUCGUGGCCGGUGUGGCCGGCCUCAUGGCUAUUCUCUAA
Hirsutella rhossiliensis is the source of this 2094-nucleotide messenger RNA. RefSeq lists its product as uncharacterized. The coding region runs from base 1 to 2094 and encodes 697 amino acids. The record is from RefSeq and is a predicted model, not a curated record. Lineage: Eukaryota; Fungi; Ascomycota; Sordariomycetes; Hypocreales; Ophiocordycipitaceae. The transcript is spliced from 2 exons.